AUGAUUGAUGAGAUCUCUUCAGCCGCCACAACACAAAACAUGAUUGAUGAAAUCCCUUCCGCCGCCACAACAACCACCGUUAGCCAUCAUCAACAAGAUGUCUCACUUUAUGACGACGAGGGCCGCCCAAAACAAACAGGAACCAUGUGGAUGACCAGCUCAUAUAUAAUAACAGCAGUAAUUGGAUCGGGAACAUUAUCCUUAGCAUGGUCGAUAGCACAAUUAGGUUGGAGUGGUGGUCUUGUUGUUAUGAUCUUCGGUCUCCUCACUUUGUAUACUUCACAUUUUCUUGCCAAUUGUUAUCGUGGUGGAGACCCCAUCACUGGCAAGAGGAGCUACACGUACAUGGAAGCGGUUGAUACCAUUCUAGGAGGAAAAAAUUCCAUUUUUUGUGGGAUAAUACAGUAUUCAAAUCUUUAUGGAACUUCAAUAGGGUAUACAAUUGCGGCUGCCAUUAGUAUGAUGGCAAUCACAAAAACAAAUUGCAUCCAUUCCUCUUAUGGAAAAAAAACAUGUCAUGUUUCUGGCAAUCGUUAUAUAAUAUGGUUUGGGGCCAUCCAACUUGUAUUUUCUCAAAUUCUUAAUUUUCAUAAGAUGAGAUGGCUCUCAAUACUUGCUUCAGUCAUGUCCUUCACCUAUUCUUUAAUUGGUCUGGCUCUUGGAAUUGUUCAAGUUUCAGAAAACCGUGCAUUCAAGGGUACCAUAGCAGGAGCUGAAGCAGAAACACACGCCAAAAAAGUGUGGGCAAUAUUUCAAGCUCUUGGCAACAUAGCCUUUGCAUAUUCCUUUUCUGAUAUUCUCAUUGAAAUUCAGGAUACUAUAAAAUCUCCAUUGAAAGUAAGAGCAAUGAAGAGGGCUAUAAAUUUGAGUAUUGCAACGACCACAACAUUCUACGUUCUUUGUGGGUGCAUAGGUUACGGUGCAUUUGGAAACUCAACACCAGGGAACUUACUCACAGCAUUUGAUAAACCAUUUUGGCUCGUUGACAUUGCAAAUUUAACACUACUCAUUCAACUUGCCGGAGCAUACCAAGUUUAUUCUCAACCCCUUUUUGCAUUUAUUGAAGAACGGGCAACUAAAAAAUGGGAAAUACUUGGAAAAGAACACAAAGUUCAAAUCCCAUUUUUAUCCUCAUACAACCUAAACAUAUUUAGACUAGUUUGGAGAUCAUUGUAUGUUGUGGUAAGCACUCUUAUAGCAAUGUUAAUUCCGUUCUUUAAUGAUAUAUUGGGAGUAAUUGGGGCAUUAGGGUUUUGGCCCUUGUCAAUUUAUUUUCCAGUGGAAAUGCAUAUCAAGCAGAAGAAGAUCCCAAAAUGGAGUGGGAGUUGGAUUCUUUUGCAAAGUUUAAGUAUGUUUUGUCUGUUGGUAACACUUGCUGCUCUUAUUGGGUCCAUAGUUGGUGUCUUACUUGACCUUAAGACAUAUAAACCCUUCAGUGCAAGUUUGUAA
This is a messenger RNA of Arachis stenosperma, 1449 nucleotides long. Its product is annotated as amino acid permease 4-like. The coding region runs from base 1 to 1449 and encodes 482 amino acids. Gene Ontology annotation, cellular component: plasma membrane. NCBI's taxonomy places the organism in Eukaryota, Viridiplantae, Streptophyta, Magnoliopsida, Fabales, Fabaceae. The record is from RefSeq and is a predicted model, not a curated record. The transcript has 6 exons.